AUGUCGAAGUCUCUGGGCAAUGUCAUAGAGCCAAUGGAAGUGAUGAGUGGAGUAACCCUCGAAGCCUUCACAAGAGGCUGGAGGAGGGCAACCUACAUUCGAGGGAAAGGAUCAUCGCAAAAGCAGUCCGAAAAAAUAAAUCUCGAUAUAUCCAGAGUUGUGGGUUACCGUCGAUGGUGUGAUAAGGCCCGGUCUGCUGUUCGGUUUGCUAGGAGCAAGCUCGGAGGUGAAUACAUCCCUCCUGAAAUCCUUGCUCUGGAGACCAUGCCUUUCGGCUGCGAGUGGAUAUUGUCUUUGCUAAACCGAGCUAUCGUCAAAACUGUAGCAUCGCUUAACUCAUACGAGUUCUCUGAUGCGACCAAAGCCGUUUAUUCGUGGUGGCAGCAAUUAAGUGAAGUGAUUAUCGUGGCAAUCAAGCCUUAUUAUGUGGGCGAUGACAUUUUUGUCCCUGAAAGGACUGCUGCACAGUUUGUUUUGUGGUUGUGUCUGGACUACGGCUUGAGAAUGCUGCAUCCUUUCAUGCCAUUUGUCUCAGAAGAACUGUGGCAUCGCUUUCCUUCAUUGGAAGGUGUGGAGAGAAAUGAGUCAAUUAUGACAAGCGAUUAUCCUUCUCCUGUUGAGGUGACAUUUGGUCUAACUGAGACCUUAGCCAUCAAAAGUUCUUCCUACUCUUAUUAUAACAAUACCCUUCAAGUUCAAAUUGAAGUAGUAAAUAUGAAUUCGUUUCAGUUUGAUUGA
Molecule: messenger RNA, 738 nt
Organism: Punica granatum (pomegranate)
Lineage: Eukaryota; Viridiplantae; Streptophyta; Magnoliopsida; Myrtales; Lythraceae
Source: RefSeq, a predicted model, not a curated record